AUGAAGUUAUUUGUUUUUGUGUUGACAGUAUCCAUGGGUACGCUCGGUACCUAUGGAGUACCAGUAGGAGUAUCAAGCCAAGCGGCAAAAUUUGGUACAAAUAGGCGAAAUGAAAUAAAACUAUAUAACUACGUAACAAGUUUUGUUAACGCUUUAGAAGAACAACGUAAUCUGAAAGGCGUUUUAAACCAAGAACAAAUCGAAAAAAUGCGUACCUCAUCACAAGCUACACUAAUACAAAUAGAUAUCGUUUCGAAAGAAUGUGACCAAAGGCAACGCCAAGAUUUCUCAAUAGGUAUAAGUAUAUUUAAUAAUUUACUUAAAACAGUCAAGUUCCAAAUAAAACAAAAGGAACGCCAUAACUGGAGAUAUAAUCCGAAUGAAGACGAAAGAUUAUCCAAAAAUUGUAUAUCAAUACUGGAUUCCCUAGAAGAUGAAGAUGAAAAUGAAAACAAUGCACAAAACACAAAAUUAACUAAUUGCCUAAAUACAGUACUAACUCAAAUUUCCCAUAAAAAUAAACUAAAUAUCGUCCAACGAAUUCAACUGGUGCAUACAGUUCGCAACUGUCAAAAGGAGGUACAAAAGGAAAUCAAGAAAAAAUGUUCUGCUAAUAAAAACAACAAAGGAUGUGCGGAACUCAAUCAAAUAAAUCAAGCCUUUAACAAAAAAAUAAUUACAAUUGGUGCACCUAAUGAAGCUGAAGACAAACAAACGUCGCAAGUCAUUAUAACAUUAAUCGUAAUACUUGAAGAAACUGGUAGGGCUAAUGAUAAAGCCAAAUUGGAGAAGUUAGUCAUAAUACUUUUAGAACUUAUUGAAGCUUACAAAGAAAAAAUAGAUAACGAAAAUAAGCCAGACAAAUUGGUUGCCAGAGAAGAAAUAACAUUAUAUGAGGUUAAUAAAUAUAUCCGUACAUGUAAAUCUGAGUCUAAUUCAGGAGGAAACAACAGUAAAGAUGUAAAUAAGAGUAAGGAAGAAAACAAUAGUAAAGAAGCCAACAAGAAAUUAGGACAAAACAACAGUAAAGAAAACAAUGGUAAAGAUGAAAACAAAUCAGGAGACAACAAUAGUAAAGAAAAUAACAAAACGAAAGAAGACAAGAGUAAGGAGGAUAACCAAUCAGUAGAAAACAAUAGUAAGGAUGAUAACAAAUCAAUGGAAAACAAUAGUAAAGAGAACAAUAGUAAAGAGAAAAAUAGUAAAGAGAACAAUAGUAAAGAGAACAAUAGUAAAGAGAAAAAUAGUAAAGAGAACAAUAGUAAAGAGAAAAAUAGUAAAGAGAACAAUAGUAAAGAGAACAAUAGUAAAGAGAACAACAAAUCAGUAGAAACCAAUGGUAAAGAUAGCAAAGAAUCUAGAGAACGUUGCAGAGUCAAUAUUUGCCUUAUUUUGAGACGAGUAAGAGAUGUAAUUGAAGACAAUCUAAAAAGUCAAGGUAAAAUCAAUGCAAAUCAGAUUGGAGGGGCAUCUCAAUUACUGUCUAUAUCCGUAAGAGUAAUCCAAAACUGCAAUAACAAAGAUAAUUCGAAAGAAGAAACUAAUAGUGGGGAAUCUGGAGAAAACGAAUGUGAAGCUAAUAACAGUAACGAAGAUAAUCAGUCAGGAGAAAUCAAUAGCAAGGAAGAUAACCAAUCAGGAGAAAACAAUAGUAAAGAAGAAAAGAAAUCGAAAGAAACUAAGAGUAAGGAAAAUAACCAAUCAGUAGAAAACAAUAGUAAAGAUGACAAAAAAUCAAAAGAAAACAAUAGUAAAGAAAAUAAUAAUACAGGAGAAAACAAUAGUAAAGAGGACAACAAAUCAGGAGACAACAAUAGUAAAGAAGAAAACAAAUCGAAAGAAACUAAGAGUAAGGAAGAUCACCAAUCAGUAGAAAACAAUAGUAAAGAGCAUACCAAUACAGGAGAAAACAAUAGUAAAGAGGACAACAAAUCAGGAGACAACAAUAGUAAAGAAGAAAACAAAUCAGGAGACAACAAUAGUAAAGAAGAAAACAAAUCGAAAGAAACUAACAGUAAGGAAGAAAACCAAUCAGUGGAAAACGAUAGUAAAGAUGAUAAAAAAUCAAUUGAAAAUAAUAGUAAAGAGAACACCAAUACAGGAGACAACAAUAGUAAAGACAACACCAAUUCGAAAGAAAACAAGAGCAAGGAAGAUAACCAAUCAGGAGAAAACAAUAAUAAAGAUGACAAUAAUGCAGUAGAAAACAAUAGUAAAGAAAACAACAACACAUCAGGAGAAAACAAUAGUAAAGGCGACAACAUUAAUACAGGAGAAAAUAAUAAAGAUGACAACAAAUCAGGGGAAAACAAUGAUAAAGGUGACAACACAUCUGGAGAAAACAAUAAUGUAGUAGAAAACAAUAGUAAAGAAAACAACAACACAUCAGGAGAAAACAAUAAUACAAAUGGCAAUAAUGUAGUAGAAAACAAUAGUAAAGAAAACAACAGCACAUCAGGAGAAAACAAUAGUAAAGGUGACAAUAUUAAUACAGGAGAAAACAAUGAUAAAGGUGACAACACAUCUGGAGAAAACAAUAAUGUAGUAGGAAACAAUAGUAAAGAAAACAACAACACAUCAGGAGAAAACAAUAGUACAAAUGGCAAUAAUGUAGUAGAAAACAAUAGUAAAGAAAACAACAGCACAUCAGGAGAAAACAAUAGUAAAGGUGACAAUAUUAAUACAGGAGAAAACAAUGAUAAAGGUGACAACACAUCUGGAGAAAACAAUAAUGUAGUAGGAAACAAUAGUAAAGAAAACAACAACACAUCAGGAGAAAACAAUAGUACAAAUGGCAAUAAUGUAGUAGAAAACAAUAGUAAAGAAAACAACAGCACAUCAGGAGAAAACAAUAGUAAAGGUGACAAUAUUAAUACAGGAGAAAACAAUGAUAAAGGUGACAACACAUCUGGAGAAAACAAUAAUGUAGUAGGAAACAAUAGUAAAGAAAACAACAACACAUCAGGAGAAAACAAUAGUACAAAUGGCAAUAAUGUAGUAGAAAACAAUAGAGAAAACAAUGAUAAAGGUGACAACACAUCUGGAGAAAACAAUACUGUAGUAGGAAACAAUAGUAAAGAAAACAACAACACAUCAGGAGAAAACAAUAGUACAAAUGGCAAUAAUGUAGUAGAAAACAAUAGUAAAGAAAAUAACAACACAUCAGGAGAAAACAAUAGUAAAGGUGACAAUAUUAAUACAGGAGAAAACAAUGAUAAAGGAGAAAACAAUAGUACAAAUGGCAAAAAUGUAGUAGAAAACAAUAGUAAAGAAAACAACAACACAUCAGGAGAAAACAAUAGUAAAGGUGACAAUAUCAAUACAGGAGAAAACAAUAAUAACGGUGACAACCAAUCAGGAGAAAAUAGUAUAAUUGGUAACAAACCAGGAGAAAACGAUAAAGUAGGUGCCAAUAACUCAGGGGAAAACAAUAUCAUAAUUGAUGACAAAUCGGGAGAAAAUAAAAGUAAUGAAACCGUUAUAAGCCAAGAAGCACCAUGA
This is a messenger RNA of Psylliodes chrysocephalus, 3501 nucleotides long. The record is from the annotation of a GenBank genome assembly. Lineage: Eukaryota; Metazoa; Arthropoda; Insecta; Coleoptera; Chrysomelidae.